GAAUAAAAAACUUCUAGUAGCCACAGUCUAGGACGUGUGACUGGCUAAUUAAAGUACAUAGGAACCAGUAAAAGAGGCCUCCCCUUCCAGUUUCUGUUUGGAGUGAUAACUUACCUUUUAGGAAACUUGGAAACAUUCUUUAAUUAGCAAAUGAUUGUUUCUAUAGAGAAAAUCUUUUCCCUGAAGUUAGUCUAAGUUUAUCCAUUAUGUUUGUGCAGAUGCUUAUUUUUAGAACCUUUUGAGCAAUAAUCCAUAGGAAAAGAUUUUUAAAAUGUUCUAUUGUAAUUAAAAACAAGAUUGAACACAUGAGAUAUUUCAUAAGUUGGAGGGACUCGGUUGCAUUCUUGAAAUGUUAAAUAAUGUGGUGAACUCAGGUAACAGGAGAUCCUGGGAAGAUGGUAGCUGUGCAAAGAAAUUUAAGCAAGUUUGGGAUCAAAGAAAUUGCUAGAACUGGAAAGAUUGCCCUUAGAAGGGAAAAAAUGGGCGCAUCCGCUCCAUUCUGGCGAUUUUCAGCAGCUUCAUAUCCCGAUCUUCAAGAAACAGUACCAAGUAACGCUCUUGCACGGGCCACAGAUAGAUCAGUAGUUAGUGACACUGAUGCUUCUGGAGGGUUUCUUUGUAUUUGGAAGAUGCUGUGCCAAAGAUUAGCCCAAUGGAGACUAUCCAUCCAUCAUGCUUUUGUGACUGUAAGUUCUAAACAUGGGUAUAAAUUCAAACUAGGGCUUGUAGAUUGCACCCUAUAGGAUUCUUACAGAAAGAUGUCUCUUUAUUUCUGGUUAGUAAAAGUAGUGAGCUGGUUAUGUACAUUAUGAAAGCCUUUUGUUUUUCAUUCAUGAUCCCAUGGAUUGAAAUAAUUAAGGAUUGAUGUCUUUGUUCUGUAUGAUAAGUCUUAAAACUAGACCAUAGUUCUAUAGUAUGUGUUUUGUUGGUUAUGUACACAAAAAAAACCUAUAGUUCAGGUGUUUUCAUCAGCCGUGUUUUCUCGAUGCUCAUUGGGGUGUUCUCAUUGCAGACAAUGUAAGAAUGCUUAUUUCUGGUCGAGUGUCUCCCCCCUCUCUCUAUAACACAUGCAUGCUU
Gossypium arboreum is the source of this 1077-nucleotide messenger RNA. RefSeq names its product acetolactate synthase small subunit 1, chloroplastic-like. The record is from RefSeq and is a predicted model, not a curated record. Bases 396 to 743 code for a protein of 115 amino acids. Gene Ontology annotation, molecular function: acetolactate synthase regulator activity; acetolactate synthase activity. Gene Ontology annotation, biological process: L-valine biosynthetic process. Gene Ontology annotation, cellular component: cytosol. The transcript is spliced from 3 exons. NCBI's taxonomy places the organism in Eukaryota, Viridiplantae, Streptophyta, Magnoliopsida, Malvales, Malvaceae.